This is a messenger RNA of Poecilia reticulata (guppy), 3135 nucleotides long. Its product is annotated as protein mono-ADP-ribosyltransferase PARP14-like. Gene Ontology annotation, biological process: protein poly-ADP-ribosylation; negative regulation of gene expression. Gene Ontology annotation, molecular function: transcription corepressor activity; NAD+ poly-ADP-ribosyltransferase activity. Lineage: Eukaryota; Metazoa; Chordata; Actinopteri; Cyprinodontiformes; Poeciliidae. The record is from RefSeq and is a predicted model, not a curated record. Gene Ontology annotation, cellular component: cytoplasm; nucleus.
GUCACAGUUUUAAUCUACUUGAUGAAAUGUUUUCUUCCAGAUAUUUUAACUACAAAAAGGAGCUCCAAUAUUCAGCAAAAGAAGGACCCCUGUCACAGGGAGGAGCAGUUCAGAGUGAUGAAUGAUUUCGCCAAAGGACAGCGUCUGUCUUACCCAAAAGUCGACAUCUUAAGGAAUACAAAUAUAGUCAUCUUAAAAGGUCCUGGCAACAUAAGACCUACUAACCCACAUGGACAAAACACAAACGAUUUAGAGAGGAGAAUAAAUCUUCCUCAAGAUGUAAUAACCUUUAUUAAAUCCAGUAAUGCUGUUCAUAAGUACCAGACACUCUUCCAGCAGCGGUUCAGGAAUCCUGUGUUCAUAGCGGUCGAGUCAGACUUGGUCCUGUUUUGUAAGUGCCCCCAUGACCUGGAUGAGGCUCAGGCAGAAUUGGUGGGGGAUCUGAGUGUGGAGAUUGAGAAGCUCCAAGGUGCUGCCGCUGUUCCUCCAGAUAUAGACAGAAUCAAAGAAACUCUCAUCAAAGCCAAGACGGACCUAAACCGUAAUGAGCUCAGGGUGGACUUCAGCUUUGUCCCUGGGCAAGGUGCAACCACCGUGGCCAAAGUGCGCCUGGUGGGCUACACUGAAUAUGUGAAGAAUCUCAGAGAUGUCCUUCAGGAUUACCUGUUGAAUCAGGUUUCUACAAAAGAAGUGCUGAACCUGCAACAUCCUGAAAUGGUUGACUGCUUUGGCAAAAUCCUAGAACUGAUUAGCAUUAAGCAAACACAAGUUUCUAUGAAAGAAUCCCUUCUUCCCAAUCCGUGUGUAGUCAUCUCUGGCCCCCGUUGCCAUGUGCAGGAGGCCCAUAAGGCUCUUAGGUCCGGACUAGCCAGUCUGACAUUAGAAAAGUUGGUUUUAGAUGGUCCGGGAGCUGUUCGUUACUUCCAGGCAGAAGGUAAAACCAGCAAAGAGCUGGUUGAGAGCUCCUGUAAUGUUCUGAUCCAGGAACGUCAAGCAUCAGCGCCAAGACAAUUUAUUCUUUCAACCUCAAGUCUCCGUCAUACUACAACCACCAGUCAGCAGUCCUCUUUCCUGUUUGUGGGUCUUGAAAAAAAAAAUGUUGAUGAUGCCCUAACAAAGAUUAAGAAUCUGUACCAAGACCACAGCGCCAAAAAAACCUUCACCAAUCAGGAUCUGGCAGAUCUCAUCGAGGAAGACAUAAAGAAGUUGAUGAACCUAGUAGAGACUCAGGGCCUGUAUGUGCAGGAGGACCCCUUACGCCAGGGGGGCUUGACGGUGAGCGGGUUGAAAACUGGUGUCAACCAGGUGGAGCAGAUGCUCCAAACACUCAUUCCUCUUAGGAGAGAACUGAGAGCCAAAGAGGAGGAAAGUCUGUACCCUUGCGUAGCUUGGUGCAUCCUGGGACAAAACGGUAGCUGGGAGAGGCUCCCAAAAACAACCAAUUACAAUCUGGAAAAAUGUAACACCACGAAAGGCAUAGUGGACGCACAGGGGGCUACCUGGAGUGUGAAUCUACUGAAGAUGGAGGCCAGAAGAGAUUUAACUGGACAGACGGCCAAGCUGAAACGACUUGAGAAUUUGGCAGACUUUACAUUUCCGCUGUACUGGGACAAAAUGUCUAAUAAUGAAGAAUUGGAAGAAGUGCUGCUAGAUCCUUCGUCUGCAGAGUAUCGAACCGUCCAGCAGGCAUUCAACAAAACUGCCCACAACAAAACCAUUGUAAAGAUCGGACGCUUGCAGAACGUUCAUCUGCGGCGCACGUAUGAAAUGCAGAAGAAACACAUCUCUGAAAAGAACAAAAAUGAAGGUGGAGUAGUUGAAAGACUUCUGUACCACGGGACAAGCCAGGAAAACCUCAACUCCAUCAAAACCAAAGGGUUCAACAGGAGCUUUUCUGGGAAAAAUGCAACUGCCUAUGGUCAAGGAACCUAUUUUGCUGUAGAUGCCAGCUACUCUGCCAGCCCCACGUACUCCAGACCUGAUGCCGAUGGUUUUCAGCUAAUGUUCGUGGCCCGAGUCCUGACGGGCGUUUUCACUCUGGGCCGCAGCGACAUGAGGAUGCCUCCGCCUCGCAACAGCCAGCAACCCCAUGACCGCUACGACAGCUUGGUGGAUAAUAUGAACAACCCCAUCAUGUUUGUUGUGUUCCACGAUAACCAAGCAUACCCAGACUACCUCAUCACCUUUUGUUAAGCACAUGUUUAAAAAAUUAAACUCUGUUCUCCCUUAUCUCAUAAACACUAAUACCUGAAGAAAAAGUUCUGGACCCUAGGUAACUAGUUGGCACACUUGUUUGGAAGAAAAAUUAGCAAAUACGUGACGAAGUGAGGAAGGUGUCGACUGACCCCUUUGUUCCUGUAAUGUUAAAUCAGAGGACAACAGAUUUGUUUACAUGCACAAUGCUUGCAGCAUGUUUGAAAAUGUAACAUAUUCAGAACAUCUGGGUGCUGGAGAUCUGUAAUAUCACCAUGGAGUUCUCCAAGUCAAUACAAUAAAGUUAAAAUGUAAUUUAGAAAUAAACCUUUAGCUGGCUCGGUUGAAUUUGGUGUGGAAAACACAAGAACUUGGGAAAAACCAGGAGAAGCGUCAAUUUGAUCUGCUUUGCAAAUGAGCCACAACAACGACACUCUUUCCUUUAUUAACACAAGCUUAUUGAAAGUCAGGUUAUGCAAUCAUUUGUUGAAAAAGUUUUUUUGAAAUAUUUUCAUUCUAGUCUUUCAGGGUCUGGUUUAAUAGUUCACACGUAACCUGUUUGUUUCGAAUAGGAUAAGAUAAAAAUAGAAGGUAUGGUUUCCUUCCAGGGCGGGACUUGACUGUAAUUUGACGCCUCUGUAUCCCAGGUGCUCUCAAUUCUUCAUCCCACCCAUGUGAAGUUUGCCCUCUUCCGGAAAUCCUAGCAUCAGCAGACUUUACCCAAGAGAAACACUAUAUGCCUGAAACAAAGAUCUUUGCUCACCACCGUACAUCAUAAUUACAUAUCUGGUAUGUGUGAGGCAGCUUGAGUAUUAGUUUUGUAUGUGAAUAUACUUCUACACGAUGAAUGUGGGGAUAUUACAGAAUUGUGCAAUAAUAAGUUAUUUCACAGCCACAUGAAAUGUUGGACACUGUAUUUUAAUAAACAUCAUGGAGCCAUGA